Messenger RNA from Sturnus vulgaris (Common starling), 1635 nucleotides. RefSeq names its product acid-sensing ion channel 2. Gene Ontology annotation, biological process: sodium ion transmembrane transport. Lineage: Eukaryota; Metazoa; Chordata; Aves; Passeriformes; Sturnidae. Gene Ontology annotation, molecular function: ligand-gated sodium channel activity. The record is from RefSeq and is a predicted model, not a curated record. Gene Ontology annotation, cellular component: plasma membrane.
AUGGAUCUGAAGGACAGCGCCAGCGAGGGCAGCAUGGGCAGCCUGCAGCCUUCCAGCAUCCAGAUUUUUGCCAACACCACCACGCUCCAUGGGAUCCGUCACGUCUUCGUCUACGGGCCGGUGACCAUCCGGCGCCUGCUCUGGACCUUGGCCUUUGUGGGCUCUCUGGGUCUCCUCCUGGUGGAGAGCUCGGACAGGGUGGCCUUUUACUUCUCCUACCAGCAUGUGACCAAAGUGGACGAGGUGGUGGCGAACAGCCUGGUGUUCCCUGCUGUCACCAUCUGUAACCUCAACGAGUUCCGCUUCUCCCGGCUCACCACCAAUGACCUGUACCACGCUGGGGAGCUCCUGGCUCUGCUGGACGUCAACCUGCAGAUCCCCAACCCUCACUUGGCUGACCCUGCUGUCUUAGCCAUCCUCCAAGAAAAGGCCAACUUUAAGCAGUAUAAACCCAAAGUUUUCAGCAUGCAGGAGUUCCUGGCACGGGUUGGUCAUGACCUAAAGGAUAUGAUGUUGUACUGCAAGUUCAGGGGGCAGGAGUGCAACCACAAGGACUUCAAAACUGUGUUUACAAAAUAUGGGAAAUGCUACAUGUUUAACUCAGGAGAGGAGGGGCGGCCUCUCCUCACCACGGUGAAGGGGGGAACAGGGAAUGGCCUGGAAAUCAUGCUGGACAUUCAGCAGGACGAGUAUCUGCCUAUCUGGGGAGAAACAGAGGAGACGACGUUCGAGGCUGGAGUCAAAGUGCAGAUCCACAGCCAGUCCGAGCCUCCCUUUGUCCAGGAGCUGGGAUUUGGGGUGGCCCCCGGAUUCCAGACCUUUGUGGCCACCCAGGAGCAAAGGCUGACGUACCUGCCCCCGCCGUGGGGCGAGUGCCGCUCCCCGGAGCUGGGCCUGGCGUUUUUCCCGGUGUACAGCAUCACAGCCUGCAGGAUCGACUGCGAGACUCGCUACAUCGUGGAGAACUGCAACUGCAGGAUGGUGCACAUGCCAGGGGAUGCUCCCUUCUGCACCCCGGAGCAGUACAAGGAAUGCGCAGAGCCCGCGCUCAGUCUCCUGGCAGAGAAGGACAGCAAUUACUGCAUCUGCAGGACCCCCUGUAACCUCACCAGGUACAACAAGGAGCUCUCCAUGGUCAAGAUCCCCAGCAAGACCUCGGCCAAGUACCUGGAGAAGAAGUUCAACAAGUCAGAAAAAUAUAUCUCAGAGAAUAUUCUCGUGCUGGACAUUUUUUUUGAAGCACUCAACUACGAGACCAUUGAGCAGAAGAAAGCCUAUGAAGUUGCAGCCUUACUUGGUGACAUUGGUGGCCAGAUGGGGCUGUUCAUCGGGGCCAGCAUCCUCACCAUCCUUGAGCUCUUCGAUUACCUGUACGAGCUGAUCAAGGAAAAAUUACUGGACCUUCUUGGAAAAGAGGAAGAGGACGGGAGCCAUGACGAGAACGUGAGCACCUGUGAUCCAGUGCCAAACCACUCGGAGAGCCUGAGCCACACUGUGACCGUGCCCCUGCAGGCCCCGCUGGGGACACUGGAGGAAAUCGCCUGCUGACCCCUCCCACCACAGUGCCCACCCCGAGGAAGGAAAACUGCACAGGGAAAACAGGGACCCAGCUCAGGUUUGCACUGGGGGGAAAAA